Molecule: messenger RNA, 1083 nt
Organism: Euleptes europaea (tarantolino)
Lineage: Eukaryota; Metazoa; Chordata; Lepidosauria; Squamata; Sphaerodactylidae
Gene: DNASE2B
Product: deoxyribonuclease 2 beta
Exons: 6
Coding region: 1-1083 (360 amino acids)
Biological process (GO): apoptotic DNA fragmentation
Molecular function (GO): deoxyribonuclease II activity
Source: RefSeq, a predicted model, not a curated record
AUGACUUUACGAUCUUUGUGGAGUACCUGGAGUAUGCUAUUGCUCCUUGGUCAUAUCCUACCCCUGUGGGCAACUGAAAUUUCCUGCAGAAACGAAGAUGGCAAGCCAGUUGACUGGUACAUUAUUUAUAAAUUACCAAAGUAUAUGAGAUACGAAGCUGCUGGAACUGGGCUAGAAUACAUGUUUAUGGAUUCUCUCACUCAAGGCUGGAAACUAAGUAAAUAUUUGAUCAACAUGACUGAGAGUGCUCUGGGACAAACAUUACAGCAGCUCUACCAAGUUUAUGAGUCUAAGAAAAACAGCACUGCGUAUGUGAUGUACAAUGAUGGUCCGCCAGGCAAAAUGAAUUACACUUGGAAACGUGGACAUACUAAAGGAUUUCUGCUUUUGGACAAAUCCCAAGGUUUCUGGGUAAUUCACAGUAUUCCUGAGUUUCCUCCAUUUCCUCAGACGGGUUAUCAAUAUCCCUCCACUGGACAGAGAAAUGGACAGACAGCAAUUUGCUUAACAUUCCAUUAUGAUCAGUUUACAAAAAUAGACAAACAACUGUUAUGCUACAAUCCAAAUGUCUACAACUGCUCCAUCCCAAAAAUCUUUUGCCCAGAGCUAUUCAAUCUGCAAGUGAUGUGUGCAGGGUCAAGGCUGCCUCCGAUCCAUCAGAAGCAGUGUCUCACCAAACUCCACUCAGCCCAAGGAGAAAGUCUCCUGAGCUUUGCCAAAACGCACAGUUAUAAUGAGGAUAUCUACUUAAACUGGAUGGCUCCAGAACUGGAAACAGAUUUGUUAGUAGAAUCCUGGCAGCGUAAGGGACGUGAAUUCUUCUCAAAUUGCUCUCUUCAUUACCAUGUCUAUAACACAAAUCUAAUCAAGACAUCAUGGAAUUCUUCCUUCUCCUCAUAUUAUGAUCAUUCCAAGUGGUGUGUCUCUAGGAGGUACGAAGACCAAUGGGCAUGCAUCGGAGACCUAAAUUAUGCACCUCAGCAGGCUAAGAGAAGUGGCGGCUUCAUUUGCACUCAGAAUCAGUACAUUUACAAAGCAUUCAGGCAACUGGUUGAUCGUUAUUAUGGUUGUCGUAUCUCGUGA